Molecule: messenger RNA, 633 nt
Organism: Gastrolobium bilobum
Lineage: Eukaryota; Viridiplantae; Streptophyta; Magnoliopsida; Fabales; Fabaceae
Product: cysteine-rich repeat secretory protein 38-like
Exons: 2
Coding region: 1-633 (210 amino acids)
Source: RefSeq, a predicted model, not a curated record
AUGUCUUGCUCAAAGCUCAUUUCCUCUUUUCUCUUCUCUCUAACCUUGGUUCUUCUUCUCCAAACAUCUUUUGAAGCUGACCCUCUUUUCCAUUCGUGUUCAAGUUCUGAAAUUUUCACAUCCAACACUCCCUAUGAAUCAAACUUGAAAACGCUCAUAAACUCACUUAUUUACAAAACCCCUUCAACAGGCUUUGGUGUUAGCUCAGUUGGCCAAUACGAAAGCCAACCAGUGUAUGGACUCGCUCUUUGCCGCGUCGAUGUCUCACCCACAGAAUGCAAAACUUGUGUUAUUGAAGCAACCAAAGAAAUCCUCAAUCUUUGUCCAUACAACAAAGGUGCCAUCAUAUGGUACGACAACUGUUUGUUCAAGUAUUUGGACACAGAUUUCAUUAGCAAGAUUGAUGAGGCAAACAAGUUCUCUCUGUUGAACGUGCAAGACGUGAGUGAUCCUAACAUGUUCAACUACAUGACCAAGGAAUUGUUGGGUGUACAUCACCAAGUAUGCUGGAUUGAAGUUUAUUAUUUGAUAUACGAGUUAUUAUCAAAUAACGUUAUAUCAAAAGUUAAAGAUAAUAAAAAGCGAUUGAGGGGAGAUUAUGAUGGCCCAUUCAAAAAGAAAUUUACUGAAUAG